AUGUCUGGGUUGCGCAUCACACGCUGUUUGUCUUUCCUCCCACGCUCACCAGCCGCAUCUCGUCUCUACACCACUGCGACUUCAGUCCGGCCUCAGGAUGCAAACGGCCAGCCCACUGCCAGCGCAUCCACAGAAGCUAGCUCUUCGUCUGAGCAACCCGUUCCGGAGUCGACGGGUGCAAAGAAACCGCGGAAACGCAAGGCCAAGGCGCCCAAGAAGCAGCCCGAGCCGAUAGUGGAGCCGAGCGGGCCUGUGCUAGACGAGCUACUACAGGACUUGCAACAGCAGCAGAGGAGUGGAACGGUCACGCUCGAGGACGUGGACCGUUACAAGCCCACCUACAUUCCCUUGGAGGAUCAGCCAACAUACAAACAGGAGUAUGAGCCUGUCAUGGAUCUGAUAUCGUCGAGGUUCUCUAAGAACCAGCUGCAAAAUCUUGUCAUACAGUCUGGAUUGCGGCCCCCAGCACACACUAAAGCUGGCUACGUGAGCGCAAUAUUGGAUCAACGAUGGGGGAUGCCGCCUCCCGAGGACGUGCAGGAGAGGUUGGAUCAUCGGAGAGUAGUGGUGAACACUCUCGUCGAGAUGGACCACGCACUCUUGUUUCAUGUAAUUGGGAAAGAUGGAAAACGAUUGUUUGACAUAUCCCGUGAAUAUGCUGUCCGCGCCCAUUUCAGCUCGCAGCCUGUUGGCAUAUCUUUCUCUGGCUCUCAGCAGUCCAUUCAGGCUGUGCGACAGAGCAUAUGGGAUAUCAAGAAGACCCUUAUCAAAGAAUCAUUCGUGACGCCCCAUCGACGGCCCAUUCCAGAACACCUCGUGCAGCAACUUUCACGACUCGCAGAUGCAUUUGUGAGGAACGAUGGCAAUUCAGGCCGAAUACACGUAGUCGCCCGUGCACCUGAAGCUAUACAAAGAGUGAAAUACCUAGCCGCUCAGGUGACGUCCGACUUUGGGGUGUCUCGCUUAUUCGUCUUGCAAGCUUCGAUCGAUGCGCCCCAGGAACUCCCAUCGACACUGAAGAGUGCAUAUACACUUAUGCCAUUCACCUCACGGCUUCUGCCAUGGACUCUUCAGCCGGAGCUUCUACGCUUUCGCCGAGUUGGCGAUUGGCUAGGGCUCGCCUUGCAAGAUGAUACGGCAGGUGCGAAUGGAUUGGCUGGCAGCAAGCGCAUCAUCCGGACAAUUAAUGACGGGACGACGAAACCACUUCGUGACGCUAUUUUGUCACAUUUUCCGUCCUAUAGCAAGAAGGUAUACAAUCAUCGCUCGAUUGUGGCAAUUCCGGGUCACAUCGUCUUUUCAGCGUCUUCCCCUGGGCAGAAUGGCGGGUUCUCUAUGUCAUCAUUCGCAGAAGAUGUCCAGAGGAAUCCUGUCGAGGUCAUAGGCCAGCCGACUCGGGACCUCAUGGAGGAUGGACACCACUUCCUGUCCAGUAUGCCCCCCGAACUCGCCGACGCCCGCCCGUCGCCGCCCCACCGGCUCAAACGGUUACUCUACUUGGAGACUGGCUCUGACCCAUCUGCCGUCAAGGACUGGGAUUCGUAUUCGCGCGCGACAUCCUAUAUUGAGCUUGAGAUUCCUCUUGGGGAAUCGAGCGGCUCAGUGACAUGCAAAUCCGGCAUGACGAUGACCACGGAUCUCCUGCAACCCGAACGUUUCAUGGACGUGCGCUUUAUCGCCCGCGACUAUAACUUCCUCGGGGACGAUGAGCGCCCUCCGGAACUUGUCGAGUACCUGACCAGGCCCAUCAACCCGCCUCUGCAUUUCACAUGGCGUGGAAAGUCAUACGUGUUGGCGAGGCGAGAGAACGUUGACGAAAUGACCACCUUACUCUUGCGCCCGGACUUGCAAGUGACAAGACGCAGUGUGCUUGCACUUGACACCCCUGCCGAGCGCACGAGUACAUGCAGUGUCAGCUUAGGGGAGGAUAGCGAGUCUGGGUGGGCGUCUUUGGCAUUAGCGUGCGAUCGGCUCACGGGAAGGGGCUUCGCUGCUAGCGCAAAAUGA
Peniophora sp. CBMAI 1063 is the source of this 2007-nucleotide messenger RNA. NCBI's taxonomy places the organism in Eukaryota, Fungi, Basidiomycota, Agaricomycetes, Russulales, Peniophoraceae. The record is from the annotation of a GenBank genome assembly.